AUGGACCCGGACAACGUUCAAGCUCUGGCUUUCAGAGAUGCUUAUCAUGUCAACUCAACUCUCCUUCGCCAGAGAGACACGAUCGAAGGACGGGCGAAAAGGGAGAAGAAGAAAAGAAAAAAGCAACAAGGAAGAAAAAGCAAGUCAGUAGGAGAUCUCUCUCUCUCUCAAGAGGAGAUACCGAGGAUAUAUUAUUAUUUUGCACCAGACAAGCAGGACGAAGGAGGGAAGAAGGUGAUGGAUGGGCCAGCCGGGUGGACUAUUCCAACGCCACCGGAAAUAAGGAUCGCAGAGGGCAACCAGCGAGAGCGAGAGCGAGAGGAAGAGAAGAAGAAGAACGACCGAACCGACCGCGGACCAGCGUAUCUGCCCGUUCUUCGGGGAUCCCAGCACCUGCAGCAGCCAGCAGAAACUGCCCGUAAGGAACCCGAGAGAGCGAGACAGCGAGAACAGCGUGAGAGAGAGAGAGAGAGGGACCCAAGUCUUGCAACGCUUGCAACGGCACCAGAACAGCCUGGCCGGACAGGGACAGCCAAAGAGGAGCCAGAGGAUGAGCCGGGGGCUGCAUCCGGACGGGGCCCUUGGUCAUCCCUUAAUAAUAACAUUAUAUCGAAGCUCUGUCUCUCUCUCUCUCUUGGUCUGGGAAGACGACGAUGGCGCUACCGAAGACGAGCGGGCCGCGUGCCAAACCACGCCAUCGUUCCCUUUAAUCUGCUAGCCGUUGUCUAUCUCUGUCUCUGUCGCUCUCUGUCUCUCUCUGUCUCUCUCUCUGCGCUGGGUGCCGGAGGAAGGGGGAGAAACGAAGGGGGGGUCCCCAUGCAGGGCGUGGGGAGGCCGGCCACGUUUUUUGCUGGGCAGAGCCGGGGCUGCGAUAAUACGAUAGAGAGGAUCAUAAUAUAUGUCGUCUCUGCUAGUGCUCCUCCACCGUUGCUGGCUGGCUGGCUGGCUGGUGGUUGUGGUGGUGGUGGUGAUGUCAAAAGAGAGAGAGAGAGAGAGAUAGCUGGUGGCGUCUAA
Trichophyton benhamiae CBS 112371 is the source of this 1014-nucleotide messenger RNA. RefSeq lists its product as uncharacterized. The record is from RefSeq and is a predicted model, not a curated record. The coding region runs from base 1 to 1014 and encodes 337 amino acids. The transcript has 5 exons. NCBI's taxonomy places the organism in Eukaryota, Fungi, Ascomycota, Eurotiomycetes, Onygenales, Arthrodermataceae.